Molecule: messenger RNA, 3947 nt
Organism: Danaus plexippus (monarch butterfly)
Lineage: Eukaryota; Metazoa; Arthropoda; Insecta; Lepidoptera; Nymphalidae
Gene: Syn2
Product: gamma-2-syntrophin
Exons: 13
Coding region: 388-1989 (533 amino acids)
Cellular component (GO): dystrophin-associated glycoprotein complex; intracellular anatomical structure
Molecular function (GO): structural molecule activity; protein binding
Source: RefSeq, a predicted model, not a curated record
UGAGCGUGUUGUUGGUUCAUGCAUAAUUUCUAAACAAUUUUUCCAAGCCCCUUAUAAACCGUACAUUGCUAUCAAUAUCAGCAAAAAUAUAAUAUUUCCUCUAUCUUAUCAAUUAAAACUGAACAACAAAUGGCAUUUAGUGUGUUAUUUUGAUUCCUUUCGACGUCUAUUGAUUUAUUGUAAGCCAGUGACCUGUUUUUCGUAUUUGUUAUGUGAAUCUCGUAAAUAAUUAAUAGUUGUACUUAAUAUUAAGUAGGCAUUGUUGUUGUCAUUAUUUUUUGAGAGAUGUAAUAAAGUUACUAAUAUGACAGUUUUAAAUUAAGAACAUUAUUUACAAAAUUUUUAUUUACUAUAAUUUUGAUUAUUAGUUAUGGUUUUUCUUUAACAAUGAUGACGCCUAUAGAGGAGAGAAAAGAUGAAAAGAUCCGCACUGGCAUGGUCCAGGUAUCAGAUGGCAAGUCACGGCCCAGAGUUGCCCGUCUGGUGCUCACUAUGGAGGCGGUGACGGUGCAACGGGAGGUAGUGGUACCACCACCCACCAGGGACAAGACAGUGCCACAUGCUAGAGAGCGUAUGGUCCAAAUAACACGACAGAAAGUCGGCGGAUUGGGUCUGAGUAUAAAGGGUGGGUCCGAGCACAAACUGCCCAUACUGAUAUCCAAGAUAUACAAGGACCAGGCGGCGGAUCAGACAGGACAACUGUUCGUAGGGGACGCCGUCAUUAAAGUGAACGGUGAAUACAUAACGGCUUGUAAACACGACGACGCCGUCAAUAUACUGAGGAACGCUGGUGACAUAGUCGUGCUCACGGUGAAACAUUACCGGGCGGCCACACCGUUCCUACAAAAACAAGCGGACGGAGCUUCAGACACAGACAGCAGUACUGGUGACGAACAUCCCUCGCUACACAACAAGGUGGACGACAACUGUAACACAGAGAGGAACGCUGACACCAACGGCGGCUGGCAGAGCGCGUGGGGCGAAUCUGAGGAAAGUCGUCCGGGGAGUGCCGCGGGCUCCGCGAGAGGCUCCCGGCCUCCGUCCGCCGCGGGGGACGUACAGACAUGGGUGGAUGUAGUCUCCGUUCCUCUCAUGAUGGGAUAUGUCACGAGAUACGUGUUCGGAACUGACAAGUUACGACCAGGAGCUUUCGAGGUCCGCGGUGCGAAGCCCCACAUGACGUCAGGGGUGAUUCAUGUGGACGACCCCGCCGCCCUCUCACAGUGGCUCAAGAGCAUCUCGGACAAUAUCAUGGGCCUUACUAACCUCCAGAUGAAGCUUUUCAACCGUCACCUGAGCGGCGGCGACCGUAUAGAGUAUAUGGGCUGGGCUCACGAGGGCCUGGUGACGGCCGCACAGCCCUGGCAGACCUACCGACCCAAGUUCCUCAUGCUGAAGGGAACUGACGUCAUGCUAUUCGACGUACCGCCGUGUUCGGUGAGCGAGCUGUCCAAGUGCCCGGAGGUGUUGAAGGUGUAUCAGACCAUGUUCCGCACUGUGAAGGAGAGCGAGACGGUCGACUGGAGGCAGCACUGCUUCCUGGUGCAGAGCUCUGGCGCGCUCGGCGGACCCGGGCCCAGAUACUUCAGCGCCGACACCAGGCACGAGCUGCUGCGCCUCGAGGCCGCCUGGACGGCCGCCGUCGUACACGCCGUUUUGAGACUCGGGAAGAAGACCUUUACCGUGGUCCACAUGGGUCGGGCGGCGGGGCUCACGUUAGACUGGUCGUCGGGGUUCUCUCUCAGUGAGGGUACUCCCGGAGCGCCUCCCGUAUGGUCCUACAGGUUUUCCCAGCUGCGGGGCUCCAGCGACGACGGGAAAUCAAAACUCAAACUACACUUCCAGGACACUGACACCAAAGUUAUCGAGACCAAGGAGUUGGAGUGUCAGAUCCUUCAGAGCCUGUUGUUCUGUAUGCACGCCUUCCUCACGGCCAAGGUGGCGUCCGUCGACCCGGCCUUCCUCGCCUCCAUACAGCACGCCACUUAGAGCUCUAUAUUCUAUCCUUCUAUCCAGAAACUCCCUUCCGUACUUUGGACUAAAGCUUGUUAUGGUUCGAAGAUUUAAAAAUAAUGUAUGAAAAUGUAUAGGUAUUAAGUCCUUGACAACGCAAUUGAAAUCUAUAAGACGUACGUAUGUAAGAUUCAUUAUAUUUAAAAGAGGCUCAGUUUAGUAGUUAUCGUAUCUUAUUAUUAUGUAGAUAGAGUUGAUUUUGCAACUAUUUUUAAAAUUUAACCGCCAACCCUUCUAUUACGAAGUCGUGAGGUAGAAAAUAUUUGAUAAUUUAAAGUAACAUGGUGCUGUUUGCCUCUCUGCUAGUUAAUUAUAUGUUGAAUUGAUGUAAUGUAGAGUGGACAAUGGAUCGACCCGAGAGGGAUUCCAACCCGGGACUGGCGAGGUGUCUCACAGUCGCUCUAACUUUUAAGCUAACGGGACCUUCGGGAGUCGAUGCUUGCGUCAUUCUAUUUUAUUUUGAAUUUAAUCCAAAUAUGUAGUAACAUAACGCUUAAAUGUUAUAUAUUUAAUUUAUAGACAAACAAAUUAUUAUAAAAGUUAUAGACAAAUCUUAUCUCCUGUAUACAAUGACACACAGCUCAUGUAACGCUCCGCCCGCGCGCCCGGCGCGGACGGCUCGCUGUGUCGCCGAGGCCUGAACGUGACAGCGAAUUAGUUCAGUAGGUAGUGCUCUGAAUCUCUUCCAGUACUCCGUAGCUUAUAAUCUGUGAUUUCGAUACUUUAGCUUCUAAAUGAUUUUCUAUUUCCUAGUUGUACAUCAAAAUUAUAUAAAUCUAGUUGGAAACGAAUCUUCAAAUCGUUGUUAUAGUUUUAAUUAAUUUAUUGUUAAGAUAAAUAUACUCAGCGUUGUCGACCCUCCCGUCUAGAUACGACCAAAGAUGUUAAGGCCGGACCGCACUGGUGAGGACUCGCCUAUGAAAUGAAAUCAAUUAUUUGAUAGGAUUAGCGUCAGCGGGAGUGUGGCUCGAGCCUUGUGAUUGAGAUCUCGCAAUCAAUACCGAGUCGCUAGGACUGAUGUGUACAAAUUUUUAUUAAGUCUUUCGAGUGAAUUGGAUGUUUUCCUUUUAAUAUUUUUGAUGCUUUUGGCGAUCCGAUCACUGAACGUCCGAACGAAGAAACGUUUAUUAUACAUAAGAUGGCGCUUACAUCAUAUCAUUAAAAUUAAGAAAAUUAUAUUGUUAUAAUUUUAUAACGAAAUUCUAAAAAAAAAAAUGUUUCGUUUUUUUGUAAUAUUUAUCCGAGUUAUCUGUUGUUACCUGAGAGUGGGUCGUCGUAGAGAGCCCCGCGUCACGUCUAAGCGUGCCACGCGCCGACCAAGUAUAUAAUUUUUAUGAUAUAGUUAACGAAUUUCGCUUUUGAUAUUUAUAAUGUUUAUGUGAUUGUGUCAAUUGUACUAACGAGGAUUUUAGUAUCUUAGAUACCUCAGCGCAAUUAUUCGUCCCCAUAGAUAUAUAUAGAGUGAGUUCCGGAGUUGUUCCACUGGCAGACCUACUCAUGACGUCAUCGCAUCGAUCAAUUCUCUAUACUAUAGCUCUAAUGUAUGACAAUAUUAGCGUUCUUAUAACAGUCAGUAGAACAGUAUUAUGUAAGGUAGUCCCUUAUCUGUAUCUCUCUAUUUAGUGCUUAGAUACAAUUUUCUAUGUGGUUGUUCGCCUGUGACGGUACAAGGGCCAAUGCGUUAAUCAAUUUAUAUGUAAUACUCAAGACUGAUGUAGUUGUGUCUUUACUGCUGUACCGUGGGGUUCUUCGUUAGUGUAGUCGCGGCCUGCGGGCCCGGCUCGUUGAGUUCGACGCUAUUUGUUUCCUGUGAAAGUUGAACGGUCUGUACGAUGUAAUGUAACUCGUCACCCUGUAACCGCGUAGUUGAAUAAUAGUUGUAACUACUGUUGAUGAUGUAACUUAAUGUACUCAUUAGUAAAAUUUUAUCCAUA